This is a messenger RNA of Chironomus riparius, 1150 nucleotides long. NCBI's taxonomy places the organism in Eukaryota, Metazoa, Arthropoda, Insecta, Diptera, Chironomidae. The record is from the annotation of a GenBank genome assembly.
AAAACCAAUAGAUUCACACUUGAAAACGGUGUGAAUAUAAUAAAUUAAAUUUCUUGGCAAAAUAAAAUUGAUUUUGUGUGAAAUGAGACUAAUUGAGAAAAUCAUUCAACCAUCUUCUACACAUUCUGCAACUGUUAUAUUUUUUCACGGUUCAGGUGACACCGGAAGCAACUUAAUUGAAUGGAUAAAAUUUUUAUUGGGUCGAAACUUUGACUUGCCUCAUGUUAAAUUUAUAUUUCCUACAGCACCUGUUCAAAGAUACACGCCUUUGAAUGGUGAAUAUAGUAACGUAUGGUUUGAUCGCAAAGAAAUUGCAAUUGAUGUUCUGGAGUGUAGAAAAUCAUUAUCAGCUAUUUACGAGACAGUUAAUGAGUUGCUAAAUCGAGAAAUAUAUGGAUGCUCUAUUCCUGCAAAUCGUGUAGUAGUUGGUGGAUUUAGUAUGGGAGGAACUCUUUCACUGCACACUGGUUUUCACUUAAAUAGAAAUCUUGGCGGAGUUUUUAGUCUUUCUAGUUUUUUAAACGAUCGUUCAAUCGUUUAUGAGUCUUUAGAGAAUUCAUCAGCUCAACCAUUACCUCCACUUAAAAUGUUUCAUGGACAAAGAGAUACGUUGGUACCAAUUAACUGGGCAGAAAAGACAUUUGAAGAGCUUACGAAACGAGGCAUUAAAGGAGAUUUGAUUACAAUAAGAAAUGCAUUUCAUGAAUUAAAAAAAAAUGAAUUACUUGAUCUAGAAAAGUGGAUUUACGAAAUUUUACCUCCUCUCGACAAUGAAUUCCAAAAUAAGCUGUAGUGUUUUUAGCGCAUUUUUGUAUACUUGUUUACAAAAAGGGAGCUUAAUAAUGCACUUUGUUCGUUCGUCUGAAAAAAAACUUUUUAACCAGACAUCGUAGAGAGCUCAGGUUUGUUUUAUUAGCUCCGUUACUAUUGAUUUAUUGGCCGAUCGAACAGUUAAAAGUCUUGAAAUAGUGUAUUUAUACUAUAACUAAUGGUUUUUUUAUUUCAUAAACAAAACCACGUGAUGAGUACGUUUAAAAAAUUCAAUAUAACCUUUAUAAUUUCAAAUUCUUCUAACCGUUAUAAAAUUUGAAUUCCAAAAAAACGUUUAGUGAUAAACCUUGCUGUAUGGAAAUUCAUUGCAACAGAUUAU